Molecule: messenger RNA, 3909 nt
Organism: Aspergillus mulundensis
Lineage: Eukaryota; Fungi; Ascomycota; Eurotiomycetes; Eurotiales; Aspergillaceae
Product: ABC transporter ATP-binding protein
Exons: 5
Coding region: 1-3909 (1302 amino acids)
Biological process (GO): transmembrane transport
Cellular component (GO): membrane
Molecular function (GO): ATP hydrolysis activity; ATP binding; ABC-type transporter activity
Source: RefSeq, a predicted model, not a curated record
AUGGAUUCCUCGGUCGAGACCAAGGAGGUGCCCUCGACUGACACUGCGAGCGCAGACAAGGAUGAGACGCCGCAGGUGAACAACGAGGAGGGGGGCAGCUUUGGCGCGUACAAGAGAAUAUUCACCUUCGCCAGCAAAACCGAACUGACACUCCAAGGCAUCGCGAUCAUCGUAGCAUGCGCCUCAGGCGCAGGCAUCGCGCUCCAGAAUCUCAUCUUCGGCCGCUUCAUCACGAUCAUCACAGACUUCACGAACGGAUCUUCAACACCAGCAGCCUUCCGCAGCGAUGUCGCGGAGCUAGCCCUCUACUUCGUCUACCUGGGCAUCGCCCGCCUCAUCCUCUCCUACACGUACAACACAUUCCUAACAUACGCGGCCUACCGCAUAAUCCGCAACAUCCGACACACCUACGUGCGCGCAGCCCUAAGCCAAGAAGUCUCGUUCUACGACUUCGGCACAGGCGGGUCCAUCGCGGCCCAGGCAACCUCAAACGGCAAACUGAUCCAGGCCGGGGCGUCCGAGAAAAUCGGGCUACUGUUCCAGGGUCUGGCGGCGUUCGUCACGGCCUUCAUCAUCGCGUUCAUCGUGCACUGGAAGCUCACGCUCAUCUGCAUCUGUGUCCCUGUUGCCACGAUCGGCACGAUGGGCGCGAUUGCGGCGAUCGAGGCCGGGCAUGAGACGCGCAUUCUGGGGAUCCAUGCGAAAGCGAAUUCGUUUGCCGAGGGCGUGCUGGGCGGUGUUAAGGCGGUGCAGGCGUUUGGGAUGCGCGAUGCGCUGGUCAGGCGGUUUGAUGGGGAUCUUGGAGCUGCGCAUGCGGUGGGCAGGAAGAUUGGGCCCUUGAUGGGGGUGUUGUUUUCGGCGGAGUAUACCAUUAUUUAUCUCGGUUUUGGGCUGGCGUUUUGGCAGGGGGUCCAUAUGCUUGCGAGCGGGGAGAUUGCGACGGCGGGGGAUAUUUUUACAGUCCUUCUCUCCGUUAUCAUUGCGGCCAUCAAUCUCACGCUAUUGGCGCCGUACUCGAUCGACUUUAGCAGGGCUGCGUCGGCGGCGGCGCAGCUGUUCAAGCUGAUUGAUCGGGUGUCGGAAAUAGAUCCGUACAGCAAGGAGGGUCUUGAGCCGGAGUCGGUGGCUGGGGAAGUUGAGCUGGAGAAUGUGAGCUUUGCCUAUCCCACUCGGCCGAACAUUACCGUGCUCGACGACUUCAGUCUUAAAGUCCCUGCGGGGAAGGUGACGGCUCUGGUGGGCCAGUCUGGCUCAGGGAAGAGCACCAUCGUCGGGCUGCUGGAGAGAUGGCAUAACCCUAACUCAGGGACACUCAAGCUCGACGGGAAGCCCAUUGACAAACUGAACGUCGGCUGGCUGCGGCGGAACGUCCGCCUCGUGCAGCAAGAGCCUGUCCUCUUCCAGGGGACCGUGUUCGACAACAUCCGGUACGGUCUUGUCGGAACGCCGUGGGAGAACGACUCCAGGGAAGAGCAGAUGGAACGAGUGCAAGAGGCAGCAAAGAUGGCCUACGCGCACGACUUCAUUUCCGAACUGACAAACGGGUACGAUACCCCAAUUGGUGAACGCGGCGGUCUCCUAUCAGGAGGCCAGAAACAGCGCGUUGCCAUUGCCCGCAGCGUCGUGUCUCAACCAAAGGUGCUCCUGCUGGACGAGGCAACAAGCGCCCUAGACCCCCACGCCGAAUCCAUCGUGCAGAAAGCCCUAGACAAGGCAGCAGAAGGCCGCACGACAAUCGUGAUCGCGCACAAACUAGCCACAAUCCGCAAAGCCGACAACAUCGUCGUCAUGAGCAAAGGCCGCAUCGUGGAACAAGGCACGCAUGAAUCCCUCAUAGCAGCCGACGGCGCCUACGCGCGCCUCGUCAAAAUCCAGAACCUCUCCGUCUCCGCGGAGGACCACAAACCCGCGGAAGAGGAGGACUCGGAAGAAGACAGCGUCAAGGCCGAAGACGCCCUCCACCCCACCUCCACAGCCGCAACCCUAACCCGCUACCCAACCUCCAUCCGCGCCCGCCUCGAGUCCACCAAGAACCGCGAUAGCUACGCGAACCACAAGCAAAUGGGCGUCCUCGCCUCCCUCCUCUACCUCGUCCGCGCAUGCCCGGAGCUAACAUGGGCCUACAUCGUCGUGCUCCUCGGCUGCCUAGGCGGAUGCGCCAUGUUCCCAGGGCAGGCAAUCCUAAUGUCACGGGUCGUCGACGUCUUCACACUAACCGGCGACGAAAUGGUCAGCCGCGGCGACUUCUACGCAAGCAUGUUCAUCGUGCUGGCGGCGGGAUGCCUGCUCGCAUACGGGGCAAUGGGGUACGCGACGAACAGCGUAGCGCAGCACUUAAGCCACCAUUUCCGACGCACGAUAUUGCACGAUAUCCUGCGGCAGGAUAUCCAGUUCUUCGACCGGGCGGAGAACACGACGGGGGCGUUGGUGGCGCAGGUCGACUCGUACCCGCAGGCGAUUCUCGAGCUGAUGGGGUACAACAUCGCGCUUGUGGUGAUUGCGGUGCUGCAGCUGGUUACGUGCGGCGUGCUUGCGAUUGCAUACUCGUGGAAACUGGGCCUUGUUGUUGUGUUUGGGGGCAUUCCGCCGCUUGUUGGGGCGGGCGUGGUGCGGAUAAGGCUUGAUGCGCGGCUUGAUCGGAAUACGUCGAGGAAGUAUGGGGCUAGCUCGUCGAUUGCGUCGGAGGCUAUUACUGCGAUUCGGACUGUGAGCUCGCUGGCGAUUGAGGGGACUGUGCUGCGUCGGUACACGGAUGAGCUGGACAGUGCGGUCUCGUCGUCUGUUAAGCCGAUGGCGCUGACGAUGGUCUGUUUCGGGCUGACGCAGUGCAUCGAGUACUGGUUCCAGGCGCUGGGGUUCUGGUAUGGUUGUAAGCUGCUGUCGACGGGGGAUAUCAGCAUGUAUAACUUCUUCGUCGCGUUCCUGGGCGUGUUCUUCGCCGGGCAGGCGUCGAGUCAGCUGUUCCAGUGGUCGACGAGUAUCACCAAGGGCAUCAACGCAACGAACUACAUCGCCUGGUUGCAUCAGCUGCAGCCAACUGUGCGAGAAACGCCCGAGAACCACGACAAAGGCCCUGGCUCCGGCUCACCCAUUGCACUUGACAACGUCCGCUUUUCAUACCCACUCCGCCCGGUCGCCCCCGUCCUCAAAGGCGUAGAUCUAAAGAUAAACAAAGGCCAAUUCAUCGCGCUGGUCGGCGCCUCCGGCUGCGGCAAAUCCACCAUGAUCGCCAUGCUCGAGCGCUUCUACGACCCAACCACCGGCAGCAUCACAAUCGACUCAACCCCGCUCUCAGACCUGAACCCGACCUCCUACCGCAACAUCGUCGCGCUCGUGCAACAAGAACCCACCCUCUUCCAGGGCACAAUCCGCGAGAACAUCGCGCUGGGCCUGUUCAACCCGUCCAUAGCGCCGCUCUCACCAACGAGCACCAAGCGCGCACAUGCACCCGGCGCCGCAGACAAUGCAGAGCCCGAAUGGACGUCCGCAUCAGACGCCCAGAUCGAAGCGGCCCUCCGCGCCGCGAACGCGUGGGACUUCGUCGCGUCGCUGCCGUCGGGCAUGCACACGCCCGCAGGCGCAGGGGGGACGCAGCUCUCCGGCGGACAGCGACAGCGGAUUGCGAUUGCGCGGGCGUUGGUCCGGGAUCCGAAGAUCCUGCUCCUGGACGAGGCGACGAGUGCGCUGGACACGGAGAGCGAGAGGAUGGUGCAGAAGGCGCUGGGGGAGGCGGCGAGGGACGGGGACCGGGUGACGGUUGCGGUUGCGCACCGGCUGAGCACGAUCAAGGGGGCGGAUGUGAUCUGUGUGUUUUGGGGGGGGCGGAUUGUGGAGAGGGGGACCCAUGGGCAGCUGGUUGCAAGGGGCGGCUUGUAUCGCCGGAUGUGUGAGGCGCAGGCGUUGGAUUGA